CGCGGCCGGCGGGGCGAGGCGGGGCCAGGCCGGGUCGGUGGGAGGCAGAGGCCGGGCGGGAGCGGCGGGAGCGGCGGGAGCAGCGGGGUCGGAUCGCCGCGGGACGGGCGAGGUCGUCUGUGAGAAGUGGAGAAAUGGCUAAAUCGACCCAGUUAGCUGACAAUGAAGUCUUCAGGGCUUACGCCACUUACGCAGCUAUUGUUCUUCUGAAAAUGAUGCUGAUGAGUCUUAUAACAGCAUACUACAGGAUGACAAGAAAGGCAUUUGUGAACCCAGAAGAUACAGCAUCGUUUGGAAAAGGUGACAAUGCCAAGAAAUACCUGAGGACUGAUGCGGAUGUCGAACGUGUACGCAGAGGCCACCUGAAUGACCUUGAAAACAUUGUCCCCUUUGUUGGCAUUGGACUGCUGUAUGCCCUUAGUGGCCCUGAGCUGUCCACGGCCUUGCUGCAUUUCAGGAUCUUCACUGGGGCGAGGAUCCUUCACACUUUUGCAUACUUGAUCCCUCUUCCCCAGCCUGGCAGAGGUUUGUCUUGGGCAGUUGGCUAUGCAGUGACCUUCUCGAUGGCAUACAGAGUGCUGAAGACAGUGCUGCUCCUGUAGCAGAGUCUUGGCUGCUCUGUACGAUUCGACAUUCCACACAAAGUUUGCAGCGGUGUGUGGUGGUGCCCUGACUGAGCCAAUAUGAGUCUUCUGUGGUGACUGGAAUUCUUUUCUUUUAAAAGAAGCUUUUCAUUCCUGUUCAGAAAUGUUUCUUUUAGGAGGAAAAAGAAUCUUUCUCCCUGUAUUCCCUGUUCAUGCCUUCCAUUGCCGAAUACUAGAUUGGAUGUUCCCUUUGCAAUUUGUCAAGUGCUUACAAUUCUAAACAUGUGAUGAUGCUGUAUUGAUAGAAUGUGUGAUAAUUUUCUACAGAUGCACUAUUUUUGGCUGUAGCUCUGAAGUCUAAAUCAAUAAAGACAAGGUUUAAAAAAAA
Messenger RNA from Pseudopipra pipra, 972 nucleotides. It is a transcript of the gene MGST1, whose product is annotated as microsomal glutathione S-transferase 1. Bases 135 to 602 code for a protein of 155 amino acids. The transcript is spliced from 4 exons. The record is from RefSeq and is a predicted model, not a curated record. Gene Ontology annotation, cellular component: mitochondrion; membrane. Lineage: Eukaryota; Metazoa; Chordata; Aves; Passeriformes; Pipridae. Gene Ontology annotation, molecular function: glutathione transferase activity.